Messenger RNA from Zygosaccharomyces rouxii, 768 nucleotides. RefSeq lists its product as uncharacterized. The transcript has a single exon. NCBI's taxonomy places the organism in Eukaryota, Fungi, Ascomycota, Saccharomycetes, Saccharomycetales, Saccharomycetaceae. The record is from RefSeq and is a predicted model, not a curated record. Bases 1 to 768 code for a protein of 255 amino acids.
AUGAUGAGAGUGGUUAAAUACGAUCCCAAUUGCCCCGGCAAAGGCAGGUCGAGAUCUUCCCUAGGAAUGCAGAAUAAAUGCAAGAUGCGUAAGAGAUCUGAUAAUCAGUUGAAGUCCAUUGAAAACAACAAGAACAUAUCCCCAAUAAUGUUCCACCACGUUAGAGUCGAUGAAAUGAGUAAUAAUGCGAGACUAGAUCAAAUUUCACAGGAUGCGGAAGCUCGUGGUGGUGAUGGUAGGAAAAAUCAACAGAGUCCUUUAGUUAUCAAGACUGAUCCUAGAUACAAUAAUUCACAGUUGGAGAUCUCUAUGAGUAAUAAGAAACUGAAUGAUUAUGCUGGGAACAAAAGUAAGAAAUUGACAUUUUUACCCUCGAUAUCUAAUCGAUCACCAACACCAACUGCAACACCAACAAGUCAGAGGCAUAUGGAAUCGGAUAAGUUUUCAAAUUUGGGCGUAAUGAAUUUUAAAGAACCUCAAGGGUUCAAUAAUUAUCGGAAUGGGCUAUUUGAGCUACCAAGUUCUUUAGACAAAGAAUUUGCAGAUGAGCGUUCUCACAGCGGGUCUGAAAUGGGAACCUCUAAUAAAUUUGCAAAUAAUGAUUGCCUUACCGGACUGCCUGUAUUCGGCAGAAAAUUCAGCUCCGAUGUAAGGUUAAAACUUAACAAGAAUAAUGCGCAAUUACAAACUAUACAGGGUUAUUCAACGUGCACUUUUAGGGUCAAAAUGAAUGGUAAGAAUAGGACCGAACACAAGGAUUACGAAUAA